Volvox carteri f. nagariensis is the source of this 3558-nucleotide messenger RNA. RefSeq lists its product as uncharacterized. The transcript is spliced from 5 exons. NCBI's taxonomy places the organism in Eukaryota, Viridiplantae, Chlorophyta, Chlorophyceae, Chlamydomonadales, Volvocaceae. Bases 1 to 3558 code for a protein of 1185 amino acids. The record is from RefSeq and is a predicted model, not a curated record.
AUGCAGGACCUGUCGGGGCGCUUCGGGACCAUUUAUCUGCGAUCCGGCGAUAGCUGCAUACACCACAUCAUGCUGAGCGGCAACAUGUCGAGUUUGGAGCUUCGCUCUCAAGGCCUGACGAACGGAAGCCACGCGCGGGCAAUCUACUGUCCCGCACCAGACUGCGUCGCCUCCAAGGGAACCGGCUUACGUGAUGAUACCCCAGCCCUCCUGGAGCCAGCGGACUACCCCAACGGCAUCUGGAUCAACGUCUCGGUCCCCACCAUCGGAGCCGGCGGCAGCGGCAUCGCAGCCGCCGUGGAGUUCAACUCAGCCUUAGCGAGCUGCUCGGAGCUCGGCACGAUCCUGCUGCCGCUCUUCCUCACGCCUCCGGAUGACGCCCGCCACUCAAGCCGUCCCAGCUACAGCCUGUGCGUACCCGCUCCCAAUAAUCACCCGGACUUUGGCCUUUCCUUUUCCUGGUCUUGGUCGAUGGCAGAUCUGCCACGCGUGUUCGAAGACGGCUUCUACGCGGUUUUGAAGCCCUUUCCACUGACGUUGCCCCUUGGUGUGUACGACAUCAACCUAUUGAAAGCAGUGGCGCCGCGUGGCGCUAUGGAGAUCACGCUGGAUCUCCUGGCCGGCAAUGGCACCGUCCUCGCUUCGUUUGAUGACACCACCACAGGCUUUUACAUCCCCGCCGCUAACGACAUCACGCAGGCUUCCUUGCAGUUUUAUUUACCCGCUGGGAUUGGAAGCCAGAGCACCGCCGUGUACACUGUACGACAUAUGCCGUCCGCGCCUCCGCUGCCCCCAGCACCCAUGGAGCAGAACUGCACCCCGGCGUCAUCGCCGUACAUUGUGCAGCGCCGCGGCCGCUCAACUUUUGUCACCCUCAGGAUGCCGUACACAAAGUAUGUGGAUGCGUUGCUGAGGACCAAUGUUGGUGACGUCGACAAUCCUUCGGUAUUAACCGGUGGCUGUGCCUUCAGCUUCCCGGCCACCACUACAGCGGGCGACUCCAUCCUUCGCCAUAUCCUGUCAUUCACUUCGGCACCGUCCGCCGAUGCCGCAGCACUGGCCUGGCUCAGCAGCUCACCUGCCAGCAGCAAAGUACGGAUGCGCCCCGGAACCACUGUCUCCUUACCAGCACCGUCACCUGCGGACAGCCUAACGGUGCUGCUCUCCGGACCUGGGAGCAUCUCGCAGCCUCUAGUACUGGACUACAUGGCCGAGCUGGCCUCAUGCGCAGCUCCGAAUACGGUACCUUUACAUUUGACAGCCCUUGGACCGCAGACCGCUGGGAAUAAGAUGACCCUCUCAGUAUGCAACGCCGCACCAAAUGUCAUUUCCAACGACACGCGCACGACGACGACGAUGCUAGACGUCAGUAUCGGCUGGAACACGUCCAGGCUCCCUGCAGUGUUCUCCGAUCAGGCUUCCGUACUCGCUGCGGAGAUGCGGAACAGCUCGUUUGGUCAGGGUAAGCGACUGCCCUCCGGAUGGUACCGUGUAGCCCUCCUCCACCACCCGUCCAUCGUGCUGCGUCUCACCAUCGGCAAUACCACUACGUCGGCCAACUCCACGAUCUUCCUGCCAGACGUAGUGACCAACUUGAGCCUCUACGCGACCGUACCACUAUCGCCAACCACCCGAGCGAUGAGCGCAGCCGUGCGGCUGGCGCCAUUGCCGUUUCCGCCGCCCCAACCAAACAGUCCCCCAUCGCCCAGGCCGCCAAGCCCUGCACCGAGCCCAAGCCAGCCCCCGUCUAGCCCUGCUCCUCCCAACCCAGUUCCCCCCAGUCCUGCAACCCCCAGCCCUGCCCCCCCCAAGCCGCUGCCGCCCAUUCCACCUCUACCAAGCCCUUUACCACCGAGCCCGCCUUCUCCCAGCCCAUUUCCACCUUCAGCGCCCUCGCCACCGGCACCCAGCCCAUCGCCACCAAAUCCGCUUGCGCCAUCCCUGCCCCCGCCCACAUACCCUCUGGCUCCGCUGCUGCCGACGUCGCCGCUGGGGCCCGACUUAAGCCCUCCACCUGAACCAGCACCGUCCACGCAACCUUACGGCAUGCCACCACCACCGUCGUCCUCCUCGUCCCCACCCACCAGCUACGGCUAUCCCUCCGACAGGAGCUCCCCAACGUCCAGCCCAGCGGGCCCCCCACCACUGGGUCAAGGAGCCACUGCACCACCCAGCCCCCGUAGCACCCCUCCUAGCGGCUUCUCCAGCUCCCAGCUGCACAGCCCUCCUCCCAGCAGCGGCACACCCCGGUCGCCCAACCGUACGGCACCUCUGGAUGUUUCCACCUUGGCUGGGUCGGGCUCGCGAGCUGGCGGUCGGGCCUGCAUGGCUGUGAGUGCAGCCUUGGGGAUAGCGGUCGCGUUGUUGGUUCUUGAGUCCGGCAGCUAUGGGAGCAUCACAUUGCGGCCCGGUGACGAUUGCGUUUACCACAUCUCACCACAUGGCGACAUCUCAAACAUGGUGAUCUACACGGGGGAUCUGGGGACCAGCCAAGAUGCCAGGGUGUGGUACUGCCCCAGCCCCGACUGCGGCGCCUCCGGCAGCCACAACCUGACGGCGGGGGUGAGCACCCCCCUGCUCGUGUCCAACUACCCAGAUGGAAUCUGGAUCCACGUCUCGGUCCCCUCCACCGGUGGCUCCUCCGCCGCCACCCUGGAGCUCAGCGCCAUCGCCGCCAGCUGCAGCGCCCCGCACCAAACCCCGCUCCUGCUGUACCGCACGGUCGAUGGCAGGACCUCGGAGCCCUGGCCCAGCUACAGCCUGUGCGUGACCAAGCCCAACAAUAACCCGGACUUCGGAAUUGCGUUCUCAUGGGAGUGGUCGUUCGGAAGCCUGCCGUACAGCUUCGGACGCGGGUUCCAUGCGCUCCUGCCGCCGUUUGACCUGACGCUGCCACACGGUGUGUACGACAUCCAGCUCAUGAGGGCCUACUCGCCGGACGCGGAGGCCCGGAUGGGCGUCAGCUUCGUCCUGCUUUCCAGCAGCGGCGUUGAGCUGGUGCGCUUCAACGAGUCCGUCUCGGGCUACUUCGUCCCCGCCGUCAACAACAUCACCCGGGGUUCUAUGGAGUUCUACUUGCCGGCCGGCAUCGCCGACCAGAGCGCCGCCGUGGCCACGCCCCGCACCGCCCGUCCCUUUCCGACCGCCACCUUCGCCAUCGCCGCCUCGUUCUCCCCAGCCUCCAUCGCUCCCGCCGCCAUCAACACCGCCGUCGCCCUCCCUGACACCUGCGUCGUCGUCGCCAUUGUCGCUGACCCCGCCGCCGUCACCAUCCUUGCUACUGCCACCGUUACCGCUUCCUUUCCCGUCGCCUCCACUGUCCCAGUCCCAGCCGCUGCUGCAGCCGCCUUCGUCGCCACCACUACCGCCGGCGAGCCUGCUGCUAUCCCCGCCGCCGACACCGACCUACCCACCGACGCCUUCAUUACGGCCAUCCUCGCCACCAUCCCCACUGCAGCCGCCGGCUACCUCGCUGCCACCCUCCCCCGUGAAACCAGACCAGACCCCCUCACCGCCGCACCCAGCAGUCCCGCCCAGCCCGACCUACCCCGGAUCUGA